Messenger RNA from Pieris rapae (cabbage white), 4720 nucleotides. Its product is annotated as OTU domain-containing protein 7B. Gene Ontology annotation, molecular function: cysteine-type deubiquitinase activity; K63-linked polyubiquitin modification-dependent protein binding; DNA binding. Gene Ontology annotation, cellular component: cytoplasm; nucleus. The coding region runs from base 203 to 1939 and encodes 578 amino acids. The transcript has 11 exons. Gene Ontology annotation, biological process: protein K63-linked deubiquitination; protein deubiquitination involved in ubiquitin-dependent protein catabolic process; protein K11-linked deubiquitination. The record is from RefSeq and is a predicted model, not a curated record. Lineage: Eukaryota; Metazoa; Arthropoda; Insecta; Lepidoptera; Pieridae.
GACAGUUGUCAAUUACAAUGGUUCGCUUCCUGUGAAGAGAGUGGUCAUCUUGUAAAUAUUGUUAAAAUUAUAAAAAUAAAUAUCAUCACCAAUUAUACAUCAAUUUUCGUUAUUUUCCAAAAAGUGUUAAUUUAUAUGUGUGAUAAUAACUUAUAUGGAUAAAGUGCUAUAAAGUGGCUCUUGCCCAAUCAGGGUUAACACAAUGGUGAUAGAAGCUACCACUGAGAAACAUACAGACGAUCGAGUAACGUUACGGCCUAGGGCGGGCGGUGACGUAAUGACUCCAGAACGAUCAGUCAGCACUUUAGACCUCGCUAUGUCCUACUCAGCACCGUCUAAUCUAGUGCUUACACCGGCUCCAGAAUGUCGAAAACUCUCCCGAGGCAUAUCACGUGCCACAGAUAACGAAGGUCUUGUCUGGGCGUUGCGUAGUAACACAGAACCAGACUUGAACACUCUUAGCUCAGAUCAUAUACUCCUGUUACCGGAUAUAUCUGUUUAUCCCACAGAUUUCAGGAUAUUUAUCGAGAAGGACCUCCUCGAAACCGCUACUUUAGUGACCUUAGAGUCCGCAAGUAUUCUCAACUGGUGGCGUGGUCGAGUACCAGGUGCCCCCAGACUUCUACCGCUAGCGACAUCUGGUGAUGGUAACUGUCUUCCACAUGCAGCAUCGUUGGCAGCGUACGGCUUUCAUGAUAGAUUAUUGGCUUUGAGAACUAAAGUACAGACACUUUUGUCAGGAGAGGAAGGACAGGGUUUGACAGACGCAAUUCGUCGUCGUUGGCGCUGGUCGGAAAGCCUUUCCCUAAAAUCGGCCGGCCUUACAUUAUCUGAAGCGGAAUGGGAACGGGAAUGGAAUGAGUCAGUCAAAAUGGCUUCAACGGAACCGCGGCCAAAACAUCAGCCGAGCGCUGCAACGCACUAUUCGGGCUUGGAACAACUUCACGUGUUUGCGCUGGCCCAUGUUAUGAGACGGCCGGUUGUUGUCUUCGCUGAUGUCGCUUUAAGAGAUUUCCGUGGCGAUCCCAUAGCCCCUAUCCCGUUCGGCGGUAUCUACUUACCCCUGGAACUAGAACCAGCUUCGUGCAGUAAAGCACCAAUAUUGUUGGCGUACGACGCUGGUCAUUUUUCCGCCUUGGUGCCUUGUGAACCUCUGCCGAGUGAUGGAGCCAGGGUUCCUUUGGAAGAUCCUUCGCAGAAUCCUUUACCGAUCAGGUUCAACGUUGACCCAGGUGAAGAGUUCCGCUGGGAUGUAGAGCCAGAUCAAAAAACCAUAAACAACCUGCUGCCAGAUGAAUUUCAGCGAUCUGCCAUGUUGGAGGCGUAUUUGGACCUGGAAAGAGUGGAGUGCCUCCAAAGCCAUCCUCCAGAAGAGUUGAGAAGGUCCUUGGAUGCUCUCUCGACUAAGAGCUCAAAGCAGAUGAACUCUGUGGCGAAGCAGUUUGGGAGUAUUGGCAGGUCAAUGAGUAGUAAACUGAAAAAGAACUUCGGUUCCAUGGCGAAGUUAACUGGGAAACUGAGUGGCAGUCAAAGUAAUCCAGAGCAUCUGGUGGAGAGGCAGACUUGUGAGGUCCUAUGUUGCAGAGUUUUAGCUGCAAGGGCACCAGUUCAGGAAGAAAUGGUCAAGAAUUAUUUGAAUGAGGCCUGGAUUGGUUACACAUCGGAGAAGAAUCGUAGGGAGGAGCCCCAAAUCGCUCCCAGAUAUGGGACUGGUAGGUCGCAGUUCUAUACCGAAGCGGACAGAGAAUCCCACCAUGCCGCGAAUACUCUCACGGCGCGAUCCGUCAAACCGGCACAGGACAGAACGCUUUACCUCUCCAAAUCGACAUUUUACGACGACCGGCCCCCCUCCCCGAAGCCCUGCAGGGCUCCGCUCUGCAUGUACUACGGGAGCCCCGCCUACAACGACUACUGCUCCAGAUGCGCCCAACAACAGUAACUGGCAAACCAUAUUGGACAUGUUAUGUAACCUGUGUUCUUAAUUAAUCUGACACACACAAAAUCCAUUACACAACGUAGAUAUUGUUGCCAUGGUAACAAUGUUUCUAAAACAUGGUAAUAGUAACAUACGCAUAGUCCUAAAGUCGUUUUGUCUUCUUUCACGUUUAAAUAGAUAAACGUGACUAAACAAUAUUUAGUUCAAUAUUAAGUCCUGAAUUUUCCUAGUGGAAAAAAGACCCAUAUUGACAUCUUAAACUAAAAUAUUUUUUACUUAAAUCACCAAAAUGAUCAAUGAAUUACCGGAUAACAGACUAAUACUUACACAAAGUUAUACUUAAUCCUUUAUUGUAAUUCGCGUGUCAAAUCCGAAAUCAUUUCUUGAUAUUAGUACACUUAUAAACGUCAAAAUGAAAAAAAAAACAUGUACCUUAUAACUCUAUUAGCACGAUUUUUAUUCUUAAAUUGUCGUCAUGACAGCUUUAUUAAGUUAAUUUUAUAAUACACGGUUAUAUGGCAUAGUGUACGUACGUACGUACGUACGUACGAAGAGUAUUGUUGAAUUAUGACCGUGUUUAUUACUAAGUCUAUAUUGAUAAUGAGUCUAUGGAACAUCCCGUACAUAACAUAAUCUUUAUAAAAGAAUGCUUGAAAUAAGAUUUUUUUUGCAAAAUGAGGAAGAGGAAUUACUAUAUUUAGGUAAGAUAUUAAAAAUAGUAAGAUUUAAAAAAAAUAGUAUGGGUGUCAUAUAACCCAUUAACCGAAAUUACCGAAUUAGGUUUAAUACUCAAAGUAUUUAAAUUUCAAAUUAUUGACUAUUUUUCAAAGACCUAAGGAAAAUAGAUUUACAAGUGAAUGGAUUGAAAUAUAUAUGUAUACAGAUCCUAGUCUAUUUUCAGCAAUGUUAUAUGUAUACACGAAUAAAUUACUUUUUGUUUUAGAAUCUAUAUUUUUAUAAUAUAAAAAAUAUUUUUCUAUAGAAAACAGGCUGUAAGGAAAUUACUUAAUUUAAUUCUAAGUUAAAGUAUUAACGUAGUUGUAAGAGUUUUUAUUUUUUUGAGCACUAGUAGUCAGUGCCAAAAUUACUUCCGUUUCCGCCAAAAUGAGGCACAACUUCCAUUGGGUGCUAUUCAAAAAAUUUCAUGCUUCAAAGUUGUUUUUAAUUUUUUGAGCCAAAUCCCAUAAGAUUUUUUGUUCCACUUGUUUCACAAUGGAAAUGUUAUAACAUGAUAUUUUUGUUAACAAUAAAAACAGUUUUAGAUUUUUAGCUGAUAUCAAGUAGAAGCAUCAUCCGAAUUAAGGAGUGGUUCUGAUUAUUAAAAACGUAUUAUAUUUAUUAUCGUAUUAAGAAGUAUAUUUUACUCUUUUUUGGUAAUCAAUAUUUUAUUUCAAGGUUACUACACUUUUCAAAAUGUAGGUAAGUCAACUGCAAAAUUGACUAGCGCUAUCAAAACUGUCACCAUAACAUUUUGACAAGAUCUACAAAAUAUAUAAAAAGCUGUCAUUCUGAACCUAAUAUUUACAACCAAUACCUUAAGAAAAUUGCGAAAGUUUAGUGUUCAAUAAAUCUGAACCAGGGUGUAUUAGAGUAACUGGUAUUAUUGAAAGUGUAUAUAAUAAGGUAUGUAUAAUUAAAUAAGUAUAAAUAAAACUGUGGAAACAGUAUAAUUUAGGGGAUAUUGAUGACAAUGAAACACUUCAAAAAUUCUAGUAUUAUACAUGAUAAUAUGUUAUGUUGUUGAAAAAUAUUUUAGGUUUAUACAAUUUAUACAAUUAUAGAUGUCAAAUAUAAAAUACUUCCAAUGUUGUGUAAUUUUAUCAGCAAAGCUUCUUCGCUGCAAGUUACUGUUUUUUUAUUUAUUUACUUACAUUAAAAAUCAUUGUUAUCUCUAUCGUCUAGAUUAUCAAUAAGUUAUUGCGAAAUUGAGCUUCUAAUAUUUAAGAUGUGACUCCCGUAGUGACCGUCAUUCUAAUAGUUUCAAAUAGACAAUAAAAUUUAAUGAGUUCCUAUAUAAAAUCAAUAUUUUCUGAAUCAAACCUUUACACUUCGUUCUUCAUGCACCUACCUCUGAGCACGACAAAUAGAAACAACCACAUUGAUAUUAGGAAUUGGUAUUUUGUAAUCAUUUUUGUUUGAUUUACAAUAUCAAUAGAGAUUCAAUCAGUAUAUGUAAUCAGUUCACAAUAGAAAAGUGUUUAGUUUAACAAUAUUAAAUUGUAAGUAGACUAAAAAGUACAUUAAUAAUAAAAUAAAUUAUUAAGUUUGUUACAAUAAAUUAACAAAAUGUUGGCCCCCAAACUCCCUUUGUAUGUUCUAAAGUAUUUGAAAUAUUUAAGAGUUUUUAUACAUUUACCAGUAGCCUUAUUGAAUGGGCGUUAGGGUAAAUGCAAUGUUUUAAUUCUAAUCUAGUCUUAUAUAAUUUUAAGAUUUUCUAAACUAUCAUUUUAAUAUAUUUGAUAAGUGAUUUAUUUAACUGAUCAUUUUUCAUGGCCAAAUACUUAAAAUAGAAUGUUAAAAAUCUAUUAUAGAAGAUAUUCUUGUUUUAAAUUUUGGCCUUCAUAACCCACCUCGUUUAUUGUUAUUUUUAUAGAACAGUGUAUUGAUUCAAUCAAUCCUUAAAAGAUCUGUGAACUUUAACUUAAAAUAAAGUGAGAUUACAUGACAAAACAAAUGCUAUAAACAAAAUGUUAAUGUUAUAUUUUUUCAAAAAGUGUAUUACUAAAACUAUUUAGAAUAGAGUUUGCAUAUCAUGUUUUCUAGCAGUAUAAAUCGUUAUGCAUU